Molecule: messenger RNA, 546 nt
Organism: Candidula unifasciata
Lineage: Eukaryota; Metazoa; Mollusca; Gastropoda; Stylommatophora; Geomitridae
Source: the annotation of a GenBank genome assembly
AUGGGCAAGCGGUAUUAUUGUGAGUAUUGUGAUAAAUCUUUUGCUGAUAACCCAACCAGCAGAAAAACCCAUCUCACGGGAAAUUCACAUAUACAAACUCGUAAAGCCCACUAUGACUCCUUCAGAGAGGAAAAAGAUAUUCUUAAUGAUGACAGGAAUAAGAAGCCAUGCAGAUCGUUUCUAUCCACUGGAGAAUGUAAAUUUGGUGAACGCUGUCAGUAUUCCCAUCUGACAAAUGAAACCAGGGCACAGCUGGUGGAAAUUGUCAGACAGAAAGAACAAGCUCAAGAAAAACAGAGGGAACAAUCAAACAUUAAAGUUAACCUCAAAGAGUCUUUAGAUAAAUGGGCAGAAAACAGAGCCAAGAGACAAAAGCUUGAAAGUGAAUUGAGUGAUAAGACAUGUGAGGACAAAAUUAGCCAAGUGUUUGUACCAGAGUAUAAACUGGCAGAUUGUCUUGCAGCUUUUCCUGGUGUACCUCCUUCGCUGCUGCCUCCUAAAGAGGAGGAAAUACUUAACAGUCAUUAUGAAGAUUGGGGAUGGUAG